AUGUCGGUCGUGGCGCACCAGGGGCCCGUGCACCGCCCCCCCCCCCCUUUUCCCGUCACCUUACGUGGCGACCCGGGGGGGGGGGGGGCGCGACCUUGGGGGGCGCGCGUCGCCCCUUCUUCCGCCUGCUCUGGUUCCCUGGGAGGCCGCGCGUCGACCCCCGUACUCCCCCCCACCUCAGCAGUGGGGGGGAGGGGAUUUGCCAUCCCCCUGCUGCGGUUGCGGCAGUUGGGGGAGGGGACCUGCAGCACCAGCCCCCCCCCCCUCCUCUCCGCCCUUUUCUCCUCUCCCUCCCCCUGCUGCGGGUGCAGCAGUGGGGGGGAGGGGAUCUGCCAUCCCCCUGGUGCGGAUGCGGCAGUGGGGGGAGGGGACCUGCAGCACCUGCCUGCCCCCCCCGCCCCCCCCCCAUCUCUCUGCUGCGGGUGCAGCAGUGGGGGAGGGUAUGGGGGUGGCGGGUGUGGCCAACCCGCCAGCCCUGCUGCGCCCCGCGCGCCCUGCUGCCCUGUGCGCCCCGUGCGCCCUGCUGCCCUGCUGCCCUGUGCAGCAGUGGGGGAGGAGUAG
This is a messenger RNA of Closterium sp. Naga37s-1, 561 nucleotides long. The record is from the annotation of a GenBank genome assembly. NCBI's taxonomy places the organism in Eukaryota, Viridiplantae, Streptophyta, Zygnematophyceae, Desmidiales, Closteriaceae.